Messenger RNA from Solanum lycopersicum (tomato), 3683 nucleotides. RefSeq lists its product as uncharacterized. Gene Ontology annotation, biological process: endosomal transport. The record is from RefSeq and is a predicted model, not a curated record. Gene Ontology annotation, cellular component: AP-type membrane coat adaptor complex. Lineage: Eukaryota; Viridiplantae; Streptophyta; Magnoliopsida; Solanales; Solanaceae.
GACAAAAUAAAAUGAUGAGAACUAAGAUCCAUUAAUCAACCGAGUUUUGAAGACUCGGACUCGGGCCGAGUCAUUACCCAACAAAUGUCACCGGAACUCAAACCCUUAUCGGCGCAAGAAUGGGAAAAUCUAAUCGACGAUUACAACCACGGUGGUUCACGGCGGCUCCGGUGGACUUCCAUCAACUACGCCGCCGUUCCUCUUCUUGACCUCACACUUUCAUCACUUCUCCGGAAAGAUAUCCCUCACAAUCUCAAACUCCAGCUCCUCAUCUUCAUCGAAGAACACUUCAGCACAGACGAGAACGACAUCGUUUCACCUAAUUUCCUCAGCCGUCUCCUCGAAGCCCUCCGGUCAGUAAUCCAAUCACCAAACGACGGCGUUUCAACGUCGUUCGCUCUCAAGGAACAGUUUCUCAUCUCCUCAACUUCAAUUUUCGUUAAUUACGUGGGUUAUACAUCGAGUUGUCUCGAUUCUAGCUUUGUUACUCCUCUUGAAAGUUUAAUUGAGCUUUUGUUAACUAUUAUUAACCGGCCGAAUCAUAGCGUUGACCGGCAAACUCGAUCAAUUGCUUGCGAGUGUUUACGUGAAUUAGAAACUGCUUUUCCUUGUUUACUUUCGGAAAUUGGAUCACAUUUGUGGAGUUUGUGCCAAAAUGAGCGUACUCAUGCUUCCCAAAGCUAUGCAUUAUUGUUAGCAACUGUUGUUCAUAACAUUGCUAGAUUAAAACCUACUGUUUCAUUCAGUAAUUCUUCGACGUUGGUUCCGUUUAGUGUACCUAGGUUUUUGGUUGAUGAAAAUGUUAAAAAUGGACAUUUUCAAGGGGAGUUAUCGGAUUUAAGUAACAGGGAGUUGAGGAGAGUAGUUGCUUUUUUGCUUGAAUGUCCACAGAAUUUGACUCCUUGGGGGUUAUUGGAGUUCAUGGAUAAGACAUUGCCAGUUGCUGCAGUAUUGGAUUUGCAGCCAUCUUUGUUGAAGGUUCAGUUUUCAGGAUUGCUUCAUACAUAUGAUCCAUUGCUAUGGCAUGCAUAUUUAGUUAUGUACUUAAGCUAUAUGGAUUCUUUCGUAGGGCAAGAGAUGGAAAUUGCGAGUCGACUGUUGUUGUUAUCCAAAGAAUCUCAGCAUCAUUUGUUUUUUCGGUUGUUGGUGCUGCACUGGUUAAUUGGGUUCAUAGGGUUGGUAUUGAAGAGGGAUUUUGAGAAAAGGAAGAAUGUUGUUGAUAUGAGCUUGAGCUUUUACCCGUCGGUGUUUGAUCCCCUCGCUUUGAAAUCAUUGAAGCUUGACUUGCUUGCCUAUUGUUCAGUUUUGAUUGAUAAUGACAACGGAGUAAGGAGUUCAAAAGGCAGUCCACAAAUAACUCGGGAAAAGUUAUUUGAAGAUGGCCUUGUUUGUGUAUCAUCUUUUAAAUGGUUGCCUCCUUGGAGUACGGAAACUUCUGUGGCAUUCCGUGCAAUCCAUAAGUUUUUGAUCGGUCAGACAUCUCACUCAGAAAAUGAUUCUAUCUCCAAUAAAAGCCUUUUGGAGCCAGCAAUCUACCACACUGUGCAGAGAUCACUUAUAGACUCUUUGUCGGAAUAUAGAGGAUUGGUCCCUGUCAUUGUUAGCUUCACAGACCGCUUGUUGACAUGUUACAAACAUCAAUUUUUUGGAGAACGGCUACUUAAGACAUUUGAUGAUAACUUGCUUCCAAAACUCAAGAUAGACUACAAAUUGGUAUCUUAUUUCUGUAUAUUGGGAAGGAUUGCUGAGAGUGAUAAAGUUUCACCUAGUGGGUUAAUAGAGCUCCUUACCAAGUUCAUGGUAAUUCUUGUUGAAAAACAUGGUCCAGAUACAGGAUUAAGGUCUUGGAGUCAUGGGAGUAAAGUUCUUGGAAUUUGUCGAACUAUGAUCAUGCAUCACUAUAGUUCCAAAUUAUUUGUUGGGCUGUCUCGUCUUUUAUCAUUCACUUGUCUUUACUUCCCAGAUCUGGAGGUUCGUGAUAAUGCCAGAAUAUACCUGCGGAUGCUGAUUUGUGUUCCUGGGAAAAAGUUAAGAGACAUUCUAAACAGUGGGGACUUGCUUCCUGGAAUUUCUCCAUCUAGCCAUUCCAACUCUUUCUUCAGUGUUCAGUCACCUAGACUUUCUCACGACCCCAAGAAAUCUAGGAAUAUUUCAUCCUGCGUGCAUCUUGAGCGCAUGGUGCCAUUGUUGGUUAAACAAUCUUGGUCUUUGUCCCUGCCAGCCCUGGGAUUUGAUGCCAAGAAACCUAGUUAUAUAGAACCCAUCAAGGACAACGCGCCCCCACGUGAGCAAAGUGAGUUUGACAAAAAUACUGAUGAUACAGUGAUCUCUGAAGCCAAUGGGCACAAUCAGCCACCGGAGCCAUUACGUGUUAUGGAUUCAAAGAUUUCACAGAUAGUUGAAAUCUUGAGGAAACAUUUUUCAUUUAUUCCUGACUUCAGACACAUGCCUGGUGCCAAGAUCAAAAUAUCCUGUGCUUUAAGGUUCGAGUCAGAGCCCUUCAGUCGCAUUUGGGGAAACAAUAUGCCAGCUAACGGAGUCGAUACCCUUCCUGCCUUAUAUGCAACUGUUCUCAAGUUCUCUUCUUCUGCGCCGUAUGGCUCCAUUCCAUCAUGCCAUGUUCCUUUUCUUCUAGGUCAACCCCCCAAAGGUUUCUACUCUUUUAGCGAGACGAAUUCCCUUGAUAUCAUCCCUGUGGAAGAUGUUUCUGAAACUCCUGGAGAUGACAAAAGCUUCAAAGCUCCUGUUCUGAUUGAAUUGGAACCACAGGAUCCAAUACCUGGUUUUGUUGAUGUUUUCAUUGAAACGAAUGCAGAUAAUGGUCAGAUCAUUAGAGGGCAGCUGCAUAACAUUACAGUAGGAAUUGAAGAUAUGUUUCUCAAAGCUAUUGUUCCAGAUGACAUCCCUGAAGAUGCAGAACGCGGUUACUACGUUGAUCUGUUUAAUGCUUUGUGGGAAGCAUGUGGCACUUCAACCAGCACUGGGCGGGAGACAUUUGUACUUAAAGGAGGCAAAGGGGUCGCAGCAAUCAGUGGUACUCGCUCCGUGAAAUUACUUGAGGUUCCUGUGACAUCUUUGAUCCAAGCUGUAGAGCGAUCCUUGGCACCUUUUAUAGUAUGUGUAACCGGUGAUUCUCUGACCAACCUCAUGAAGGAGGGAGGAGUUAUAAGAGACAUAACAUGGGAUGAGAUUCACUUGAGUUCCUCUUCCACCGAUGAUACCAUCGCGGAAACCAGUUUAGUUGGGGGACCCCUUUACCUCAAGUACAAUGAUGAUGAAGAUGAUGGAGGAGGAGGUUAUGUCCAAAUUAGUAAGAAAAACCUAGGCAUUAUUCAGAUUUUGAUAUUCCUUCCUCCAAGAUUUCACCUCCUUUUUCAGAUGGAAGUCUCUAAUACCUCCACACUCGUUCGAAUUCGAACAGAUCACUGGCCAUGCCUAGCUUAUGUUGAUGACUAUUUAGAAGCUUUAUUUUCCUAAAGAAAUUUGUUAUUUACUUGAGAGUCAUAUUCUUUUUCCCCAUAAGUUCACUUUGUGAGCUUGUGAUAUUUUACUCAAUAAUAGGUCUCAUGUAAAUUUGUUUCUCUUUGCAAAAAACUUCUUUGUUAGACUGCAAAGAAUGUAAACGCCUUGUAUAAUGUUUUUGAUGAGAGAUGAAAUGGUGCAACUUUAUUUUUCUUGUGAUA